Molecule: messenger RNA, 1834 nt
Organism: Labrus bergylta (ballan wrasse)
Lineage: Eukaryota; Metazoa; Chordata; Actinopteri; Labriformes; Labridae
Gene: hs3st1l1
Product: heparan sulfate (glucosamine) 3-O-sulfotransferase 1-like1
Molecular function (GO): [heparan sulfate]-glucosamine 3-sulfotransferase activity
Source: RefSeq, a predicted model, not a curated record
CAGCAGCGACUCGGACACAACUCUACUCGCGUUUCUGCACACAGGCUCGUCUGCGUGAGCCGGAGACAGAGUCGAGUUAUCUACUUUGAAUAAACCCGGACUCCGUUCCUCCUCCUCCCCCCUGGUGUCUGCUUUCAAACGAGUCAGUAAUGAGAGUGGCUGAGAGCAGAGACGGACGCUUUUCUUCUGUGAUGACCAGCAGUGCGCAGAAGUGCGCUCCGUGGUUCAGCACCAUCAUCAUCAUCUUCACCAUCAGCAUCCUCCGCUCCUGAGAUCAACCCGAGACCCAAGAGGCGCGCGAAGAUCCUCGUCAACCCCCCGGCACGAGAUGUGCCGUGGACUGUCGAUGAUUUCUCCUCCUCCUCCAGGUGAAACCCAAUGGCUGACAAAGACUGCACUUCGCACCGCCCUUGUUACCCCUGAGCUCACAAAGACAGAUCUCAUCCUCAGCUAAAACACUCUGUACCUUUCCCUUUUUUCUUUUGUCUCCUGACCAAUCAUCACUCUUCAGUCAUCACCAUGGCUCGUCUGCUGGCUUCUGCGUUUCUUCUGGUUCUCCAGACGUACGCUGCCCCGCCUGAGCUUGUCCAGGCAGGAUUUGACAUGUCACUAGACCUUGAUUCUGGACUACCAGCCAAUUUCUCUGGAGUGUUGCCCUCAUCUCCACCCCCCGGGACAAGUAAAAGAGCCCCGCACAGUAUCAUCAUCGGGGUACGCAAGGGGGGAACUAGAGCGCUGUUGGAGAUGCUGGACAUUCACCCUGAGGUCGCUGCUGCUGCCACCGAGGUGCACUUCUUUGACUGGGAUGAGAACUAUGCCAAGGGCUUUGAGUGGUACCGCGAGCUGAUGCCCUACUCUUACCCGCACCAGAUCACGGUGGAAAAGACUCCAGGUUACUUCACAUCAUCCCUCGCACCAGAACGCAUAUGCGCCAUGAACUCGUCCAUAAAGCUGCUGCUGAUCUUGCGGGACCCAGCAGAGCGUGUCAUAUCCGACUACACCCAGGUCUACUUCAACCGCCUUGAGAACCACAAGCCUGUGCAAGCCAUUGAGAACCUGCUAGUGCGCAACGGAGCCUUAAACAUCAGGUACAAGGCCAUUCAGAGGAGCCUGUACGAUAUCCACAUGCGGAACUGGCUGCGUCACUUCCCCCUGGAACAGAUACACAUUGUAGACGGGGACGCUCUGAUUCGCGACCCGCUGCCAGAGCUUCAGAAGGUGGAGCGUUUCCUCAACCUGCCUCCAAGGAUAGUAUCCUCCAAUUUCUACUUCAACCAGACCAAGGGGUUUUACUGCAUCCGCAGUGACGGUAGAGAGCGCUGUCUGCACGAGUCCAAAGGGCGCCCUCACCCGGCAGUGAACAGCACCGUCCUCCAGCAGCUCCGCUCCUACCUGCAGGAGCACAACCGAACCUUCUUCAGGCUGGUGAAGCGCACCUUCGACUGGCAAUAAGUAACCCGAUCACGGAUCAGACUCGAAGGAGCCGCUGCCUUGUCUGUGAUUAGGACGAAAAGGGGGAAUGAAGCACUUUACAAAACUAACAUUUACAAACCCCCUUUGUAUAGCCUCUUAUUAACUUCUGUUGUGGACUCUGGUUUCAGCAGAGCCAUUCUAUAAUCAAAUGAUAAGGCAAAAAAAAAAGAAGACAAACUGUAACUAGGGGCAUAAGAUUAACUGGAGGAGUCUCCAAGCUUAAUAAGUUGUUCUAUCUCUGCUGGUUUAAGUGAUCAAAACUGCAGCAAAAAAACGAGUUUGUGAAACGGAUGAACUGUUUUUCUUCUCUCUUGUUUGAUAUUCUCGUACUUGAUAAUAAAUGGUUCUGCUUUCAAAUGUA